Molecule: messenger RNA, 867 nt
Organism: Gossypium raimondii (Peruvian cotton)
Lineage: Eukaryota; Viridiplantae; Streptophyta; Magnoliopsida; Malvales; Malvaceae
Exons: 2
Coding region: 1-867 (288 amino acids)
Source: RefSeq, a predicted model, not a curated record
AUGUUUCGUCGACUGUUCUGGACUUUCGAUCCAUGUGUUAGAGCCUUUCCCUACUGCAAACCACUAGUGCAAGUUGAUGGAACAUGGCUUUAUGGAAAAUACAAGCAAAUACUUCUGAUUGUGGUUGCACAAGACGGUAACGAAAAUGUACUAUCGAUCACUUUUGCCAUCGUAGAGACUGAGAACUCUAAAUCGUGGGCGUAUUUCAUUCAGAACUUACGGAGACAUGUUGUCAGGCAAGACAACAUUUGCAUUAUCUCCGACAGAUCGAAGGGUCUUGUUGCUGAUAUUCGACAAUCUGAGGUUCCAUGGAGGCCCGUCUAUUGUAUUCGUCACAUCGCUGUCAACUUCCACAAUCAGUACAAGAAUAAAGACUGGCGCAAACGAAUUGUGAACAUGGGAUACGAGCUGGAAGCACACUGUUUCAGACAUAAGUUGGCGAGGUUAGAUACUGAUAUGGCGGGGUCCAAUCUUUCUCUCAGACAGUGGUUAGGUAGCAUAGAGCCGUGGCAAUGGGAUCAAUAUUUUGACGAGGGGUACUGGUAUAGUCAAAUGACAACUAACCUCGUUGAGGCCAUUAACUCCGUCUUGAGGCGUACGCGUCACUUGCCAAUUUCAGCGGUUUUUUCAGCCACAUUUUAUUGGCUAGCAAUCUUAAUGCCAAAAAUGGGGUUGAAACAAGCAAAACAGUUAGAGGCAGGACACGUGUACGUCGAAAAAAUUAGGGAUGCCAUGAAAGAAAACGCUCAAAGGGCUAGGUCGAUGAAUGCAGAACUAUAUUCCCAAAAUUUGGAAACUUUUCGAGUGACAGAGUAUACCGGUCGUCGGUCGGGGAUCUUGCCACGGUUUUACAGAGUUGAUCUUUGA